UCUCAGAAUGACAGUAUGCAGAAGUGAGCAGAGCUUGUUCAUUGUACGGGCUUAUUCUACCUUCUAUGCUACAAAGCAGCUUCCUAGCCGGAUCGGGUACUAAGUAAGGGAACUGCUGUGCUAUGGAAUACAGACGUGUGAAUUCAGAUAGCUAAAUGGUGCUUGGAGGAAUCUAACAUGCUUUCCUAUAAAGAGAAAUUUUAAAAGCCAGGUUCCUAACUAUAAAGAUGCAAAAACGUAAUAUCCAUGAAGAUCCUAUUACCUAGGAAGAAUUUGACAUUCUGCUGCGAAUGCUGUGUUGGGAUUGAUUUAUUCUUGGAGUGUUCUGCAUGGCUGGCAAAGAAUAAUGUUCCAAAAUCGGUCCAUCUCCCAAGGGGUCCAAUUUUUCUUCCUGGGUGUCAGCGAGCCCUGACUCACUACAGUGCAGCUGACAGGGGCUGCCAUGCUUGUGGCACACUAAGCAAAAAACAAAAGACCUAAGGACGACCUUUGAACAACACAAAGGAUGGGUUUCAAUGUAAUUAGGCUACUGAGCGGAUCAGCUGUAGCUCUGGUAAUAGCCCCUACUGUAUUACUGACAAUGCUUUCUUCUGCUGAACGAGGAUGCCCUAAGGGCUGUAGGUGUGAAGGCAAAAUGGUAUAUUGUGAAUCUCAGAAAUUGCAGGAGAUUCCCUCAAGUAUAUCUGCUGGUUGUUUAGGUUUGUCCCUUCGAUAUAACAGCCUCCAAAAACUAAAAUACAAUCAAUUUAAAGGUCUUAAUCAACUCACCUGGCUCUAUUUAGACCAUAACCACAUCAGCAAUAUUGACGAAAAUGCUUUCAGUGGAAUACGCAGACUAAAAGAGUUGAUCUUGAGUUCCAACAGAAUCUCCUAUUUUCUUAAUAAUACCUUCAGACCUGUGACAAAUCUCCGGAAUUUGGAUCUGUCAUACAAUCAGCUGCAGUCUCUGGGAUCUGAACAGUUCAGGGGCUUAAGGAAGCUGCUGAGUUUACAUUUGCGGUCCAAUUCCCUAAGAACCAUUCCUGUUCGAAUAUUUCAAGAUUGUAGGAACCUUGAACUGUUGGACCUGGGUUAUAAUCGCAUCCGAAGUUUAGCGAGGAAUGUGUUUGCAGGCAUGAUCAGACUUAAAGAGCUUCAUCUGGAGCACAAUCAAUUUUCUAAGCUCAACCUGGCACUUUUUCCAAGGCUAGUCAGCCUUCAAAACCUUUAUUUACAGUGGAAUAAAAUCAGUGUUAUAGGACAAACUAUGUCCUGGACCUGGAGCUCAUUACAAAGACUUGAUUUAUCUGGUAAUGAAAUAGAAGCUUUCAGUGGACCUAGUGUUUUUCAGUGUGUGCCCAAUUUACAGCGCCUCAACCUGGAUUCAAACAAGCUCACAUUUAUUGGUCAAGAAAUUUUGGAUUCUUGGAUAUCCCUCAAUGACAUCAGCCUUGCUGGGAAUAUAUGGGAAUGCAGCAGAAACAUUUGCUCUCUGGUAAACUGGCUUAAAAGUUUUAAAGGGCUGAGGGAAAAUACAAUUAUUUGUGCCAGCCCCAAAGAGCUGCAAGGGGUGAAUGUUAUUGAUGCAGUGAAAAACUACAGCAUCUGUGGCAAAAGUACCACGGAAAGGUUUGAAUUAGCACGAGCUCUCCCAAAGCCAACGUUUAAACCAAAACUCACCAGGCCUAAACAUGACAGCAAGCCCCCUCUGCCCCCAACUAUUGGAGCCACUGAAUCAAGCUCCGAACCUGAGCACGACACAGAACACAUCUCCUUCCAUAAAAUCAUAGCUGGCAGCGUGGCCCUUUUCUUGUCUGUGCUUGUGAUCCUGCUGGUAAUCUAUGUGUCAUGGAAGCGUUACCCAGCCAGUAUGAAGCAGCUGCAGCAGCGCUCUCUCAUGCGAAGGCACAGGAAAAAGAAAAGACAGUCACUGAAGCAAAUGACUCCGAGCACACAGGAAUUUUAUGUAGAUUACAAACCUACCAACACUGAAACCAGUGAGAUGCUGCUGAAUGGAACAGGACCCUGCACGUAUAACAAAUCAGGCUCCAGGGAAUGUGAGAUACCACUGUCUAUGAAUGUGUCAACAUUUCUUGCCUAUGAUCAGCCCACGAUAAGUUACUGUGGAGUCCAUCAUGAACUGCUUGCUCACAAGCCCUAUGACUCGAAUAACCAGGAAGAAACAGUGGAAACACACCUAGAAACUGAUUUGGAUCUGAGCACAAUAACGACAACAGCACGAAUCAAGGAACACAGUCAGCAGCUGGCUUAACUGUGCGGGGUUUCUUGUCGUUUUUUUUUCCUGUAGCAGAGGCUGCAACCAAAUUCUAUGUAACAUUAUGGACAGAAGUGAGAAGACAUAAUAUUAUGGAUUCUAGGAUCCCUGUUCAAAUUAAAAAUGAAUCACAAAGAUUAAUUGUUUCAAGUCUACAAUUUGUAAUUAGUUAAGUUGUGCAGUAUUUUUUUGACUUCAGAGUAUGACCCUUAAAGUGAAUCUUUUUCAAAACUCAUCCUACCUACCUGUAUAAACUGUACAGAUGUAAUGUAUUUUUCAUAUUGUAAAGUUUCAAAUACCAAGAACAGCUGGUAUGUACAGUACCAUAAUUUAAUUACAUCUUACAAGUUUCAGUUUCUAAAGUUUCAAAUUAACAAAAGUUAUUUCUUGUGUUAUUAAGUUACUCUGUUUUGUAGGGAUCAUUUUGUUACUGCUUUUGUGCCCAGAAACUUUAAUCAAAAAUUCUGUCCUUUGCAGAAUAUGCACCGUUUUUAUCGUGUUUAAUGUGUAGAAUUUUAUCUACUGGUUCGAGAAGUAAUGCAUUAACCAAAAAGAGGGUGUAACUAUUCAGACUUCUAAGAAAUUCUUGAAAUACAUAGCCAAGUUUUCCUAUAAGUGAAAAUCAAAACAAAAUUUACCAAUUCUCAAAGUUACCUGUUGCCUUGAAAUACAGCCUGAUUUCUAAAUCAGAAAAAUGUAAUGACAAACAUAUAUAUUUUAACAACAAUGUUUAUGUAUGAAACUGUCAGCCAACACUGACAUUUUGUGAAGCCUCACUGUUCUGCAAGACAAUAUGGACCUGACAUGUCAAUAGGCAGCUAGCUGCCUGUAUAAAAUCUGCUGUGAAACUAUAGCCUGUCAAAUCAGACAUUUGUAUUUCUACUUAAACACAAAUGAGCCCAAAACUUACUUCUAUCAAAGACAGCUGCUGACAGAGUGGCAACAGAAACAAGCCCUCAGAGUUAUACUACUUCCAGAAUGUUAUUCAAAAGUAAGAAAUCUCUGCUGAAAAAUAUAGUCAUUCGGACCAAAUGCUAAAGAUUAUUAAUCCUUUAACAUUAUGAUACAUCAGGCUAAGGAAAAAAACCCCAAACCUUUAAAUACAAAACAAAAAAAUGUAGUAUUAAGUUUGUAACAAUUACUACAUUACUUAUUUGUCUACCAUUUAAUAUCUGGAUUGAAGCAUUCUUAUAUCCCAUUCUUUGUUUUUAAAUCUUCAAGACUUCUCAAUACUGUAUGAGAACAACUUUUAUAAUACUACCCUCAUGUUGUAAUCAAAAAGGAUUACAGAAAUUAGAAACAUAUUAUAUCAUGCUGACUCGGUGAAAUAGAAAAGGGGACACAAACCUUCCAAAAUAUAGGAGAAAAAAGUUUCAUAUGGUGAAGCAACUUUUUUAUAAUAAAGAGGAAUUAUAUAACCACAAAUCUAUUUUUCUGAAUGUUUAUCCCACCGUAUUUUCGUGUAGCUUCAAAGCGGAAGAUUGAAAUUUAAAAUUACAGUUCAAUUGUUUGUACAAAAUAUAUAGCAAAUAUAAUGAAAAAUAGCUUCAAAAUAUUGUUAACAAAUGAAUCUGCAUUCACUAUCUUUUAAGUGGAAACAAAAGUGUCAAAACAGAAUACAUUGUAUUGGUUAUUUAUUUAGCAUCUUAGAUUUUGUAACAUAUUUUGCAUAAAUUAUUUGCUAUUCAAAACAUUACUUGUCUUUCUAAGACUCAUCUUAAAACCUCCACACUGCAGUUUCUUAUUUCUUUACUACAUGGUUUCUUGAAUUUCUGGUCAUCUUUUACAGUGCUGGAA
This is a messenger RNA of Tyto alba (common barn owl), 4051 nucleotides long. It is a transcript of the gene LRRTM3, whose product is annotated as leucine rich repeat transmembrane neuronal 3. Bases 506 to 2251 code for a protein of 581 amino acids. The record is from RefSeq and is a predicted model, not a curated record. Gene Ontology annotation, cellular component: plasma membrane. The transcript is spliced from 3 exons. NCBI's taxonomy places the organism in Eukaryota, Metazoa, Chordata, Aves, Strigiformes, Tytonidae. Gene Ontology annotation, molecular function: protein binding.